AUGAACAAAAUCAACACCACAUGCGGCAAAUCCAGACCGUUUCCCCCUCGUAUUUUCCCUGCCAUUUCCAUCUCCACUUCUGCUUCUGGGGAGAGCAGGUGCAGUCCCCGCGGUCCCCAGCAGAGGGCAGUGUGUCUGGGCUGUCCCCGCGGUCCCCAGCAGAGGGCAGUGUGUCUGGGCUGUCCCCGCGGUCCCCAGCAGAGGGCGCUGUGGCUCCGCACUCACACUGACCUUGAGGGAGCAAAGAGGCAGUUACAGGCCCCCGGAGCGGGACUGGGAGAGGUUUACAGCCAGUACUCACUCCAGUACUUACCAUACCAUCAAUCUGCAGAGACUGAGCCACAAACUUCAGUCCAUUUGGCGCUGAUUAAACCCUCCCGCCUCGGUCCCAUCUCCGGCGGCGGCUCCUGGAUGCGCGCUCCUUCUCGUCGCCGGUAA
This is a messenger RNA of Knipowitschia caucasica, 438 nucleotides long. Lineage: Eukaryota; Metazoa; Chordata; Actinopteri; Gobiiformes; Gobiidae. The record is from the annotation of a GenBank genome assembly.